CGGCGGAGCGAUGGCGGCGGGGCUGGCCGGCUUUCUGCUGCUGCUGGGGCUCGCGGCGCGCGGGCCCGCGCCCGCCGCUGCCGCCAAGAUGAAAGUGGUGGAGGAGCCCAACGCGUUCGGGCUCAACAACCCGUUCCUGCCCCAGACCAGUCGCCUCCAGCCCAAGAAGGACCCUUCACCCGUGUCUGGGCCCGCGCACCUCUUCAGGCUUUCCGGCAAGUGCUUCAGCCUGCUGGAGUCCACGUACAAGUACGAGUUCUGCCCGUUCCACAACGUGACGCAGCACGAGCAGACCUUCCGCUGGAACGCCUACAGCGGGAUCCUGGGCAUCUGGCACGAGUGGGAAAUCGUCAACGGCACCUUCCGGGCCAUGUGGAUGCGCGACGGCGACUCGUGCCGCACCCGGAGCCGGCAGAGCAAGGUGGAGCUGACCUGUGGAAAAAGCCACCGCCUGGCCCACGUGUCCGAGCCGAGCACCUGCGUCUACGCGCUCACGUUCGAGACGCCUCUGGUCUGCCACCCACACGCGUUGUUAGUGUACCCCGCGCUGCCCCCUGCCCUGCAGCAGCGGUGGGACCAGGCGGAGCAGGACCUGGCCGACGAGCUCGUCACGGCGCAGGGCUACAGCAAGGCGCUCCGGGCACUCUUUGAGGACGCCGGCUACCUGCGGCCCCUGGAAGAAGGGGAGUCGGCGCAGGAAGGAGCAGUCAAGGACCCGGUGUUCCAGACCUUAGAGAGCUGCAGUGAGGCCCACAGAGCGCUGGUGAAGGAGCUGCGGAGACUGCAGAGCGUGCGGACGGGGCGCGGCCUUCCCCACGCCAGCCCCGCAGGAACUCCCAGCUCCGGGCACGUGGGCCCCAAGACACCCACAGACGGGACAGCAGAGCAGCUACGAGGCGACCCAGGACUGCGUGGGAACACCUCGUGACCCGAGACAGGCCGAGGGCAGCCCCAGACCCGCGGGGAGGGGGGAGGCGGGAGCCG
Lontra canadensis (Northern American river otter) is the source of this 984-nucleotide messenger RNA. RefSeq names its product N-acetylglucosamine-1-phosphate transferase subunit gamma (gene GNPTG). The record is from RefSeq and is a predicted model, not a curated record. The coding region runs from base 11 to 928 and encodes 305 amino acids. NCBI's taxonomy places the organism in Eukaryota, Metazoa, Chordata, Mammalia, Carnivora, Mustelidae. Gene Ontology annotation, cellular component: Golgi apparatus. The transcript is spliced from 11 exons.